Molecule: messenger RNA, 760 nt
Organism: Cutaneotrichosporon oleaginosum
Lineage: Eukaryota; Fungi; Basidiomycota; Tremellomycetes; Trichosporonales; Trichosporonaceae
Source: RefSeq, a predicted model, not a curated record
CCGCACGCCGCACCGGUCCGUCCUGGUCUCGGUCUGUCAUUAGCUCCAGGGAAGCGCUCAAUUCCGAGGCGCACCCAAGAUUCUGCAAGGCAGAAGGUUGUGGUGCGCAGACGCAUCAGCGAAAGCAAGAGGCCGCAACGUCGAGAUGAUCGUCAGGCGGAAAGAGAAGGUAGCCACAAAAGUCGCCCAGCCAAAGGUUAUCUUGGCCUCACAAGACUCGAGGAGGCCUGGGGUAGAUCUAGCGCAGUCUACUGUAGAUGGAGGCGUAAUCCCCUGUUGGCAUGAUUGCUCUGGGCAAAGUUCAAGGACGUCUGGGCACGGAGAUGGCAGGCUGGACACCCAGAAUCAGAUUGCGCGCGACAUUGAUUGCCGAGUGCGGAGGUACACCCUUGCAUCCCAUCUGCUGGCAUGCACGCGAAAACUGACGCCCACACCCUGCGGAAAGCGGAGCCUGCUCCGCAUCACACCACACCCAUUCUGGUCCUCCGACGUGGUCGAAAGACAAGCAAUUUCGGACCCUUGGCGGUGCCGCCGGCUGAAAUUCAUCCAGAUCUCACCUUACCACCCUCCACUCGCAGACUCUGCCGAGCGGUAGGUCCACUUGGCAGCAGCUCGGCAGCUCUUCUCCGCCGAUGCGGCGCAUAGUACAUCCGCAUUGGAUCCGAGCUCCAGCCGUCGAACCACGCAUACUUGGGUACAUCUUGGAUGCCGAUACCUAGCAGCGAAAUGACGAUCAUGUCCGGAGUCGGCGGAAAAAGAC